AAAGGCUGCGUCCAAUUAAGCGUCGACAGCUCCCAUCGCUCUCCCAUCCGCGCCGGUCAUGGGCGCGCCAUGCCACGCCACGCCGGUGUAUUUAUUUGCUUAAGACCCAGCCAUGGGGCUCCCACUCCCACUCCCAGUCCUAGUUGAGCUCACAACACUCCUUGCUCCUCCUCUCCGCCUGCACGGCCCCGCCAGCUCUCCAUUACCGCCAGUACCAGCAGGAGUGACACACCGCAUAUACGACUGUUGAGUGGUUCAACUACCUGAGGCAGGAGAUGUCUUCGUCAAGGCCUGCUUCAAGUUCUUCCAGCAGAAACCGCCAGAGCUCCCGGGCAAGGGUAUUAGCACAAACAACCCUUGAUGCUGAACUCAAUGCUGAAUAUGAAGAAUCUGGUGACUCCUUCGACUACUCCAAGCUGGUUGAAGCCCAGAGGGACGCUCCACCUGUGCAGCAAGGGCGGUCGGAGAAGGUCAUAGCCUACUUACAGCACAUUCAGAAAGGAAAGGUAAUCCAAACGUUUGGUUGCCUAUUGGUCCUUGAUGAGAAGACCUUCAAUGUCAUUGCGUUCAGUGAGAACGCACCAGAAAUGCUUACUACAGUCAGCCAUGCGGUACCCAGUGUUGAUGACCCCCCAAGGCUGGGUAUUGGCACCAAUGUACGGUCUCUUUUCAGUGACCAAGGUGCCACAGCACUGCAUAAAGCACUAGGGUUUGCUGAUGUUUCUUUGCUGAAUCCUAUCCUAGUACAGUGCAAGACCUCAGGCAAGCCUUUCUAUGCCAUUGUUCAUCGAGCAACUGGUUGUUUGGUGAUAGACUUUGAGCCUGUAAAGCCUACAGAAUUUCCUGCCACUGCUGCUGGUGCUUUGCAGUCUUACAAGCUUGCUGCCAAGGCAAUCUCCAAGAUCCAGUCAUUGCCAGGUGGAAGCAUGGAGGUGCUAUGCAAUACUGUGGUUAAGGAAGUUUUUGACCUUACAGGGUAUGAUAGGGUUAUGGCUUACAAGUUCCAUGAAGAUGACCAUGGUGAGGUCUUCGCCGAGAUCACAAAGCCUGGUCUUGAGCCUUAUCUAGGCCUGCACUAUCCAGCCACUGAUAUCCCUCAAGCAGCCAGAUUUCUUUUCAUGAAGAACAAAGUACGGAUGAUUUGUGAUUGCCGUGCGAGAUCCAUAAAGGUCAUCGAAGCUGAGGCACUCCCCUUUGAUAUUAGCUUGUGUGGUUCAGCACUCAGGGCACCACACAGUUGCCACCUUCAGUAUAUGGAGAACAUGAAUUCGAUUGCAUCCCUUGUCAUGGCUGUUGUGGUUAAUGAGAAUGAAGAGGAUGAUGAAGCUGAGUCUGAACAACCAGCGCAACAGCAGAAGAAGAAAAAACUAUGGGGCCUCCUUGUUUGCCACCAUGAGAGCCCAAGAUAUGUCCCUUUUCCGCUGCGUUAUGCUUGUGAGUUCUUAGCUCAGGUGUUCGCUGUCCAUGUCAACAGGGAGUUUGAAUUAGAGAAGCAGUUGCGUGAGAAGAGCAUACUGAGGAUGCAAACCAUGCUCUCUGAUAUGCUGUUCAGAGAAGCCUCUCCCCUGACUAUUGUAUCAGGGACACCCAAUAUCAUGGACCUAGUCAAAUGUGAUGGUGCUGCUCUCCUGUAUGGGGGCAAAGUAUGGCGUCUGCAUAAUGCUCCAACCGAGUCUCAGAUACAUGAUAUCGCCUUCUGGCUAUCAGAUGUUCACAGGGAUUCCACUGGCCUGAGUACUGACAGCCUCCAUGAUGCUGGCUAUCCUGGAGCUUCUGCUCUUGGUGAUAUGAUAUGUGGAAUGGCAGUGGCUAAGAUCAACUCCAAUGAUAUUCUUUUUUGGUUCAGGUCACAUACAGCUGCCGAAAUCAGAUGGGGAGGUGCAAAGAAUGAUCCGUUGGACAUGGAUGACAGCAGAAGGAUGCACCCUAGGUUGUCUUUCAAAGCCUUCCUUGAAGUUGUCAAGAUGAAGAGCUUGUCUUGGACUGACUAUGAGAUGGAUGCUAUUCAUUCAUUGCAACUUAUACUUCGAGGGACACUGAAUGAUGCCAGCAAGCCAAAGCGGGAAGCUAGUUUAGAUAACCAGAUUGGUGAUCUAAAACUUGAUGGGCUUGCUGAACUGCAGGCGGUGACCAGUGAAAUGGUUCGUCUAAUGGAAACAGCAACUGUUCCAAUCUUGGCAGUAGAUGGCAAUGGGCUGGUCAACGGGUGGAAUCAGAAAGCAGCGGAGUUGACUGGGCUAAGAGUUGAUGAUGCAAUAGGAAGACACAUACUUACACUUGUGGAGGAGUCCUCUGUACCAGUUGUCCAGAGGAUGCUAUAUCUAGCUCUGCAGGGUAAAGAAGAGAAAGAAGUUCGAUUUGAGGUAAAGACCCAUGGCCCGAAGAGGGAUGAUGGUCCAGUUAUCUUGGUUGUGAAUGCUUGUGCCAGUCGGGACCUUCAUGAUCAUGUUGUUGGAGUGUGCUUUGUUGCCCAGGAUAUGACUGUCCAUAAGUUGGUGAUGGACAAGUUUACUCGGGUUGAGGGUGACUACAAGGCAAUCAUUCACAACCCAAACCCACUCAUUCCUCCUAUAUUUGGUGCUGACGAAUUUGGAUGGUGUUCUGAGUGGAAUGCUGCAAUGACCAAGCUGACUGGGUGGAACAGAGAUGAGGUGCUCGAUAAGAUGCUUCUCGGCGAAGUGUUCGACAGUAGCAAUGCCUCCUGCCUUUUGAAGAACAAAGAUGCAUUUGUAAGUCUAUGUGUUCUUAUCAACGGUGCAUUAGCUGGCGAAGAAACAGAAAAGGCUCCAUUCGGCUUCUUUGACCGAAGCGGAAAGUACAUUGAGUGUCUUCUAUCAGCAAACAGAAAAGAAAAUGAGGGUGGUCUCAUCACUGGAGUAUUCUGUUUUAUUCAUGUUGCUAGUCAUGAGCUGCAACAUGCAUUACAGGUGCAGCAAGCCUCGGAACAGACAUCACUAAAAAGGCUGAAGGCUUUCUCCUACAUGAGACAUGCGAUCAACAACCCUCUCUCAGGCAUGCUAUACUCUAGGAAAGCAUUGAAGAACACAGAUUUGAAUGAAGAACAGAUGAAGCAGGUCCAUGUCGCAGAUAAUUGUCACCACCAACUAAACAAGAUACUUGCGGACUUGGAUCAAGAUAACAUCACCGAAAAAUCUAGCUGCUUGGAUUUGGAGAUGGCUGAAUUUGUUUUGCAAGAUGUGGUGGUGGCUGCUGUUAGUCAAGUACUGAUAGCUUGCCAGGGAAAAGGGAUCAGAGUCUCUUGCAACCUGCCAGAAAGAUUCAUGAAGCAAUCAGUCUAUGGCGAUGGUGUUCGACUCCAGCAGAUCCUCUCUGACUUCCUGUUUGUUUCAGUAAAGUUCUCUCCUGUUGGAGGUUCUGUUGAGAUUUCUUCUAAGCUGACGAAGAACAGCAUCGGAGAAAAUCUUCAUCUUAUUGACCUUGAACUUAGGAUCAAGCACCAGGGAUUAGGAGUCCCUGCAGAGCUCAUGGCACAAAUGUUUGAGGAGGACCAGGAGCAGUCAGACGAGGGCUUGGGCCUCCUAGUUUGUAGAAACCUGUUGAGGCUCAUGAAUGGUGAUGUACGCCAUCUAAGGGAAGCUGGCGUGUCAACCUUCAUCCUCACCGCCGAACUUGCUUCCGCUCCAACUGCAAUGGGACAAUGAUGAAGAAGCCAGUGCAACAUAUGGUCAUAAGAUGCUCUGAUUCAGUUCAUGGAUAGCCAUGCGCAAUGGUGAGUCGGUGGUAUUUUCUGGAGAGGAUGCGAUGUACUGUAUCAUGUAGUAAAAUUAGUGAAUGCAGCAACAAGGUUGGGUUGUUCAAUUGCUCGAUAGGGUAACGGUUGUGUGUGGCACAGCUUGGCUAUGUACUUCUGCUGUAUUAUGUUUCUGUCAUCCUACCGUGUAAGGUUCAAGUUUAAAUUUGCAUGAAUAAAGAUGUGCAGACGUACCUGCACUUUGGUCUC
Molecule: messenger RNA, 3961 nt
Organism: Lolium perenne
Lineage: Eukaryota; Viridiplantae; Streptophyta; Magnoliopsida; Poales; Poaceae
Product: phytochrome A type 3
Biological process (GO): protein-tetrapyrrole linkage; detection of visible light; red, far-red light phototransduction
Molecular function (GO): photoreceptor activity; protein homodimerization activity; phosphorelay sensor kinase activity
Source: RefSeq, a predicted model, not a curated record